Macrosiphum euphorbiae (potato aphid) is the source of this 1491-nucleotide messenger RNA. The record is from the annotation of a GenBank genome assembly. NCBI's taxonomy places the organism in Eukaryota, Metazoa, Arthropoda, Insecta, Hemiptera, Aphididae.
AUGAUUUACGGUGGAAAACCAAUGAAACCCGUUCCACCGUCUAAAGCUGGUAUUUCUAUAUCUACGCCAUUUAGAGGACCUCAACCAUAUACGUACGGGUUUUUAGCUAAACAACCGGGAAAUGAUUACAAAGUUCGACUUCGUGACAUAGAACGAAUGCGUACAGAAAGGUUUAGAAUACAAAAUGAAAAUGAUUUUAAAAGUAUAUUAAGAGAAGCUCAGCAUAAAGAAAUGAUUGACAUGUCAGAUAAAAAGUGUUUAUACAAUCAGAUAAAAAGGAUGGUUGAAUGUGGAAUGAAAGCUAACGAACAUUUAUUUAUAGAAGAAUGUCCUAAGCCGGAAUUAAAAAUAGAAGAGGAGCCAGAAAACCCAAAAGUUGUCCAAGAAGAUUUAAUAGAAAAGACAAGAAAGAUUAAAGAAAAAAGUGACGAAGAAGAACGAAAAUUAGUGGAAGAAAAACGUUUACAAAUGUUCAUAGAAAACUCUGAAGAAUUGAGAUUUGCUGCAAUGGAAAAACGUAAAAAUGAUAUAGCUCAUAUAAACUAUAAAAUUAUUCAAGAAAAUGAUAGGCUCAUUAAAGAACAAAAAAUUAAGAUGAGAGAACAGGCUAAUAUUGAAAAUGCAGAAAUAUUUAAAAAGCAGACUCUUGAAAAAGAAGAGGAAAAGCGUAAACUUUUAGAGAAAAAACAGCAGUUUCGAAAGGAAUUGUUUGAGCAAGUACAACAAAAAGAAGUAAUACUAGAACAACAAAAAGUUUUGAAAGCGAUCGAAUGUAAUGACAUUAAAAAAUUGAAUGAAAAGUUAAAUGAAGAAGAACAAUUUGAAAAAUUGGAACGUAAAAAAAAACAAUUACAGACAAAACAAGAAAUAGCACUAUUCACUAAAGAAAGAGCGAAUUUGUUUUCAAAAAUGAACGAGGCGACAGCAAUGUUUGACGAAACAUUUAAGAUCACAAUGAAACAAAAUUUAAAGGAUGAUUCAGCAGACGAAAUUGAAGCAAAGCUUCAGUUAAAACGUGAAAACGAUAUGUUUAAAGAACAUCAAGCAAUUAUUAAAGAAGAGCGCAAAAGGCAAAGUGAUGAAAUAUCAAAAACCAUAAUGAAACAAAUAAAUGAAAUUGAAGAGCUCAAACUAUCUAUCGAACGUGAAAAUACUGAAGCACGACGAAAGAGAAUGAAGGAGGGUCAUAAUGUUUUAAUGGAACAGUUAAAAGCACGUAAGAUACUUUUAGAAGAACAAAAUGAAGCAAAACGUGAAAUGUUUAAGCAGUCGAUAAAAGAAUACGAAGACUACAAAAAAGAGGAAAAACUACAGUGGGAAAAUAAAAAACAAUACAAAUGGCAGUUUAGAAAAGACCUGAACGACCAAAUUAAGUCCAGUAAAGAAUUAAUCGAAAAACAAAGACAAAUUGAUUUGGAAAAUCAUCAAAAACUCAUGAUGGAAUUAGCCGAACAAGAAAAAUUACUAAAAAAACUAUUAUCUGAAAUGUGA